AUGAAUAGUCAAGUCGAUUCGCAUGUUCCUUCAUUCCAGCAACUUGCAGAUCUGGAAAACACUAUCAUCUAUGUCAAUAGAGAACUCAUUGGUCUUGGAUUAUCAGACUCUCUUUGUUUCAAUGUUACUGCAGAAUCUCAUGACAGAGUAAAAACUAUUGUUGCUUGCAUAUUCAGUCUUCUUCAGCAACGACAAAGAGAUUCGUCGUUUCGAACCGAUAUGCAAGAAAGACUGCAUUACUUGAUGACAGACAACGAUGCUCUCUCUGCUUCAAUCAAUCGUUUCAAAGCAACCGAAGAAUCUCUUAAACGGCAAAUCGCAAGCUUCAAAAACAAAUUAUCAUCCGCUACCAAAACAACAGACUCGACUAUUGCCAAACUUGCUGCUGUAAAAGAAGAACUUAAAACUGCUUUAACUGCCCAACAAUAUUCAAAGGCUCAAUAUGCUCAUGAAUUGAAGCGGAAAACACUCGAGUUUGGACGAUUGCAACAGCGACUUCAAAAGAUUGUUGCUGAAAAGUCUUUGGCAAAAGCUGGAAUCACUCUUGCAAAUCCAAUCAAAUCUGCAUCAAGUAUGGGUGACGGUUCUCAGAGUCUUAAACAAGAUCAUAGUGAAGAAAUGUACUCGAUUGUAAUCAAAAACUACGAAGAUAGAGAAAAACACAUCAUGGCUGAAAACGACAGUUUGCGUCAAACGCUUUUUCAAGUGUUCAACGAAAUGAAGGGUUAUAUUGAACAGCAUCAAGAUCAGUUUUUAUCUGGACAGAUUCAACAACUGCGACCAGAAAUUAUGUUGGCUCAUUCUCCAAAUACACUAAAGCAUCCAUUACAAGAAGCUAUCGAGCAAGGCUUGAAUGUAUUAGGAUCUAUUCAAACAGGUGUAUCAACUGAACUUGUUACGGAAAUGAAAUCUCAGGUUGACUGUUUAACCAAACAAAAUAAUGAACAGACUCAAGUGAUUCAGGAACAGACACGCUUGCUUGAAAUGGCUUUAAACCAAGACUUUUCUGCUUCGCCACCAGAUGAAAACGAUUCCUUUGCUACUGGAAUGGAAGAUUCUGAACAUCAACGUACUGAACUUCAGGAACAAUGGAGCCAACUGGAAAAUGAACGUCGUAAAUUCACAGAUGCUGCAAUCAGAAUGGGUUUGGAACGUGCUGCACUUCAGCAUGAACGAGAAAAGUUUGAAGAGGAAAAGCGAUCGCAUCAAACUAUGCAAUUUUUGGGUACUUUACCACCAACUCCAGCAUGGCUCAAAACGUCAGUUGCAGCAGCUGCAGAAGCAUCUGAACAUCAUCGUGAUUCAAAAGGCACAGAUUUGAUGGAUCAAUUUCGACGUGUUGACAUCAAUCGCUUUGAAGAUGAUACAGUCAAGCCUACAUUGACAGAUACAGUUUCAGACAAACAGCCCAGCAUUUAUCUAGAAGGUGCAUCCAAGGAUGAUUUUCUAGUUGAAUCGGAUACAUUGAUGUCGACACAUACAACUGCACGUACAACACACAUGGGCACUCCAACGACAUACAUGGACGCUCUUUCAAAAAGUCAUAUAUUGGGAUCUACAACUGGAUCUGCAAAGAAACUCUUGUCACAUGGUCGAUUUAACAAUGUGGUGGAUGACAAUGAGGGGAAUACUGUAUCCAAACACACGCACACAUCAAAACAAACGAGUCCUGUGGUGCGUCGUUCUGGUAUAUCUUCAGGACCUGCACUUUCCAAUGUAUCGCCAGCUUCACGUCGGUCUACAAACACUACACCAAUGGUCAAAUCGGCGUUUAGAAACAAGACAGUUGUGAGUGGAAACUCUUUGGGAUCAUUCCAGUCCGCAAAUGCUUCAAGUACAGGUCGAUCAGUGCGUAUUUCAGUAACGAAUGAUCAUACCAAUGAUGAAACUUCCAAACAUAAAAACGAAUCUACUCCAUUCAAACCCACGCUUGCCAUGUCUACUCCAAGCUAAAGCAAUACACAUGUUUGGAUGAUUCAGCCCAAUUAUAAAUGUGUUGAUGGGUUUACAAUAUAUUGAAUUUGAAAAUU
Molecule: messenger RNA, 2030 nt
Organism: Batrachochytrium dendrobatidis JAM81
Lineage: Eukaryota; Fungi; Chytridiomycota; Chytridiomycetes; Rhizophydiales
Exons: 11
Coding region: 1-1953 (650 amino acids)
Source: RefSeq, a predicted model, not a curated record